AUGAUGGUUCUUCCCUCCCCUAUACUCCAGAAGACGAGUCACACAGCUAGACCCGAGAAGGAGACACACAGCCCAGACUCGAGAAGGAGACACACAGCCCAGACUCGAGAAGACGAGACACACUGCCCAGACUCGAGAAGACGAGACACACACAGGCAGACUCGAGAAGGAGACACACUGCCCAGACUCAAAGAAGACGCCCAGACACACACUGCCCAGACACCUCGAGAAGACAGACACACUGCCCAGACUCAGACUCGUGAAGACUCGAGACUCACUGCCCAGGCUCGAGAAGGCGAGACACACUGCCCAGAAGACGAGUCACAGCUAGACCUGAGAAGGAGACACACAGCCCAGACUCGAGAAGGACACACAGCCCAGACUCGAGAAGGAGACACACUGCCCAGACUCGAGAAGACGAGUCACACAGGCAGACACACUGCCCAGACUCAAGAAGACGAGACACACAGCCCAGACACGAGAAGCAGACACACAGUUCAGACUCGUGAAGACGAGACUCACUGCCCAGACUCGAGAGAAGACGAGACACACUGCCCAGACUCGCCCAGAGAAGACGCUAGACAGAAGGAGCCCAGACUCGAGAAGGAGACACACAACCCAGACUCGAGAAGACGAGACACAGACAACCCAGACUCGAGAAGACGAGACACACUGCCCAGACUCCUGAAGACGAGACUCACUGCCCAGACUCGAAAAGACGAGAGACACACUGCCCAGACUCGAGAAGGCGAGACACACUGCCCAGACUCCAGAAGACUCACUGCCCAGACGAGAAGACGAGACACACUGCCCAGCUCGAGAAGACCACAGCCAGACCUGAGAAGGAGACACACAGCCCAGACUCGAGAAGGAGACACACAGCCCAGACUCGAGAAGACGAGACACACUGCCCAGACUCGAGAAGACGAGUCACACAGGCAGACUCGAGAAGGAGACACACUGCCCAGACUCAAGAAGACCAGACACACAGCCCAGACACGAGAAGCAGACACACAGCUCAGACUCGUGAAGACGAGACUCACUGCCCAGACUCGAGAAGGAGACACACAACCCAGACUCGAGAAGACGAGACUCACUGCCCAGACUCCUGAAGACGAGACUCACUGCCCAGACUCGAGAAGACGAGACACACUGCCCAGACUCGAGAAGACGAGUCACACAGCUAGACCCGAGAAGGAGACACACAGCCCAGAUUCGAGAAGGAGACACACAGCCCAGACUCGAGAAGACGAGACACACUGCCCAGACUCGAGAAGACGAGUCACACAGGCAGACUCGAGAAGGAGACACACUGCCCAGACUCAAGAAGACGAGACACACAGCCCAGACACGAGAAGCAGACACACAGCUCAGACUCGUGAAGACGAGACUCACUGCCCAGACUCGAGAAGGCGAGACACACUGCCCAGACUCGAGAAGACGAGUCACACAGCUAGACUCGAGAAGACGAGACACACUGCCCAGACUCGAGAAGGAGACACACAACCCAGACUCGAGAAGACGAGACACACUGCCCAGACUCGAGAAGACGAGUCACACAGCCCAGACUCGAGAAGGAGACACACAGCCCAGACUCGAGAAGACGAGACACGCAGCCCAAACUCGAGGAGACGCACAGCUCAAAAGACAAAACACACAACCCAUACUCGUCUUUUGUUAAAAUCUACCUAUAUCUUUUUCUUUGUUUCUAUCAAUUUCUAUAAUUCUCUUUUGUAUCUAUCUAUCUAUCUAUCUAUCUAUCUAUCUAUCUCUCUAUCUAUCUCAUUCUGCUUAUCUAUCUAUCUAUCUAUCUAUCUAUCUAUCUAUCUAUCUAUCUAUCUAUCACUAUAUGUAAAUCUGUAUCUAUCUAUCUAUAUAUAUAUCUACCUAUUUCUUUCUACGAUACACUGCAUCGUGGAAGAAUCCUUUUCUUGCAGGAAUGGUAAUCGAAGAAGCGUUCAAGCGGAAAAAUAUGGCCCUUUUUUCAUGCAUUCUUUUCGUAAGCCGCCGAAAAAGAAGAUGGCUGAUCGAUUCCUUUUCUAA
This is a messenger RNA of Acanthosepion pharaonis, 2043 nucleotides long. Lineage: Eukaryota; Metazoa; Mollusca; Cephalopoda; Sepiida; Sepiidae. The record is from the annotation of a GenBank genome assembly.